CUUCAGGAGGAGGUUUCUCAUCUGAAACAGCAGCAAGAGGAAGUUUGUAAACUGGCUGGUCAAUAUAACAACGUACUAGACAAACUAGGACCCCUUCGAGAGGAAACUAAGGACCUCAAAGACCAAAAAGAAAUGCUGACUGAUCUUCUGAAACAGCGGCAACUUCUGGAGACUGACUAUGAGGAGAUAAAAGCAGAAACUGACCACGUGGCAGAAGAAAACUUCAACCUUCAUGUUGAAGUUGAUGAUCUGCAGAAGAAGAUUUCAAAUUUGAAACAUAUGAAGGAGAGAGUGAUAAAAGCAAAGGAGACAAAUUUGAAAGCAAAGAAAGAACAGGAGCUUCUCCAGAAGCUAAUUGAAGACCUGCAGGUUCAGAUACAAGCUCCACAACAGGAAGUCGCUGCUCUAGAGACAGAAAUCAAAGAUCUCCAGGAGAAAUAUAAGGAACUGAAAGAGGUUCAAGCUGAAUAUCAGAGAAUCUCUGAAGAAAAGUCCAAACUGGAAGAUAAGAAGAAGCAGCUUCAGGAGGAGGUUUCUCAUCUGAAACAGCAGCAAGAGGACGUUUGUAAACUGGCAGGUCAAUAUAACAACGUACUAGACAAACUAGGACCCCUUCGAGAGGAAACUAAGGACCUCAAAGAUGAAAAAGAAAUGCUGACUGAUCUUCUGAAACAGCGGCAACUUCUGGAGACUGACUAUGAGGAGAUAAAAACAGAAACUGACCAUGUGGCAGAAGAAAACUUCAACCUUCAUGUUGAAGUUGAUGAUCUCCAUAAGAAGAUUUCAAAUUUGAAACAUAUGAAGGAGAGAGUAAUAAAAGCAAAGGAGACAAAUUUGAAAGCAAAGAAAGAACAGGAGCUUCUCCAGAAGCUAAUUGAAGACCUGCAGGUUCAGAUACAAGCUCCACAACAGGAAGUCGCUGCUCUAGAGACAGAAAUCAAAGAUCUCCAGAAGGAAAAUAAGGAACUGAAAGAGGUUCAAGCUGAAUAUCAGAGAAUCUCUGAAGAAAAGUCCAAACUGGAAGAUAAGAAGAAGCAGCUUCAGGAGGAGGUUUCUCAUCUGAAACAGCAGCAAGAGGACGUUUGUAAACUGGCAGGUCAAUAUAACAAGGUACUAGACAAACUAGGACCCCUUCGAGAGGAAACUAAGGACCUCAAAGACGAAAAAGAAAUGCUGACUGAUCUUCUGAAACAGCGGCAACUUCUGGAGACUGACUAUGAGGAGAUAAAAGCAGAAACUGACCACGUGGCAGAAGAAAACUUCAACCUUCAUGUUGAAGUUGAUGAUCUGCAGAAGAAGCUUUCAAAUUUGAAACAUAUGAAGGAGAAAACAGUUAAAGCAAAGGAGGCAAAUUUGAAAGCAAAGAAACAACAGGAGCUUCUCCAGAAGCAAGUUGAAGACCUGCAGGUUCAGAUGCAGGCUCCACAACAGGAAGUCGCUGCUCUAGAGACAGAAAUCAAAGAUCUCCAGGAGAAAAAUAAGGAACUAAAAGAGGUUCAAGCUGAAUAUCAGAGAAUCUCUGAAGAAAAGUCCAGACUGGAAGACAAGAAGAAGCAGCUUCAGGACGAGGUUUCUCAUCUGAAACAGCAGCAAGAGGAAGUUUGUGAACUGGCUGGUCAAUAUAACAACGUACUAGAUAAACUAGGACCCCUUCGAGAGGAAACUAAGGUCCUCAAAGACGAAAAAGAAAUGCUGACUGAUCUUCUGAAACAGCGGCAACUUCUGGAGACCGACUAUAAGGAGAUAAAAGCAGAAACUGACCAUGUGGCAGAAGAAAACUUCANAAACUUCAACCUUCACGUUGAAGUUGACGAUCUGCAGAAGAAGCUGCAUGCCUUGGAUGAUGUAAAGGACAGAGUUUCGAAAGCGAAGGAGGAAAAUUUGAAUGCAAAAACUGAACGCGACCUUCUCCAAAAAGAACUCGAAGACCUGCAGUUUGAGCUGACAGGAAGACGAGACGACUAA
Messenger RNA from Oryzias melastigma (Indian medaka), 1965 nucleotides. RefSeq names its product girdin-like. Bases 133 to 1965 code for a protein of 610 amino acids. The record is from RefSeq and is a predicted model, not a curated record. NCBI's taxonomy places the organism in Eukaryota, Metazoa, Chordata, Actinopteri, Beloniformes, Adrianichthyidae. The transcript has a single exon.